AUGUCGCCCGCCACGUCUGACAACUUUUCCUCUCUGGACACACAUAGAACAUGGCGAAUCUACAAUGUCGAUGACGAUACCGACCCGACAACCUGGGUAUCGUCGCGACUGAGAAUCAUGCUGAUGAUCUUCUGCGUCUCUCUCUUUGCAUCCUCUUUUCCGACGCUUUCACGACGAAUUCCUGGUCUCCGGAUACCCGGUGUCGUCUUUUUCAUCGGAAAACACUUCGGGACCGGCGUGAUCCUCUCGACGGCGUUUGUGCACCUUUUGCAGGACUCAUUCGAGGCUUUGCUGAACCCAGUAGUGCGAGAGAGAUGGGCGAUAUCGAAUUGGGUGGGCAUGAUUGUGCUCGGCUCUCUUCUCCUCAUCUUCUUCGUCGAAUAUAUCUCGACUUCCUUCGUAGACCGCCUUCAGUCAUAUUCCUCUCGUCCUCCUUCUCCCUCUUCUACUCCCGUAUCUGAAGCAUCUAACUCUCCCGCCUGUUCUCCCUCCGCAAUCCCUAAGCAGCUACCCUCGCCUGCACCCUCGCCGUCUCUACUACCUGUUGAUCAUCAUCAUCGUGAUCCUGCACGGGAUUGUUCUCGUGCGAAUGGCCCUGGAUGCCCUGAAGAUGUCCCGUUUCCCCUCGCCUUGCCCCAGCCUGUAGCUGUUGUCAAUGAGGAUGUCGACGAGGAAGCAGAUGAGGUGCGCAGCCUCACUGCGCCACUGCUCCCGCCUUCCACGCAUGGUGCGCACUCGACACACCUUUCAGGGUACGGCGCGACAGGGUCGGGACUACGCUCGCACAUCCAUGGGCGCCCGCGCCACGCACAGUUCGCGCAUACGUUCCCGCGAUCCUCCCGCACUCCACAUCUCCCGCCGAGCGGAGAAGAGAUACAGACGACGGACGCGAGUGAGGAGAUCUUUGCGGGCGGGCACCAUCGCCACGAAUCGCGCUCCUCGCAUGCAGGACACCACGAGCUCCGGAUGGGUCUCGGGUGGAACUCGCUUGUGAGCCUUGGAGGGGACGGAGAGGGCGUGGACGACGAUGUGGCGAAGGUGAAGAGAGAUCGAAGCGGUAGUGGGGGCGUCCAUGUGCAUGUGCACGCACACAAGCCUGGGCAUAGGCACAGACAUGGGCAUAGUGGACAUGGGCAUAGACAUGGGCAUGGGCAUGGGCAUUCACAUCUGAGCAUGGAUUCGUGGGAUGUUGAAAACGGACACGACGAGGGCGCCGACGAAGUAGAGAUGGAAAUUGGCCGGAAGAGGCAGGUGGUUGGGAUCCUGAUGCUGGAGAUUGGCAUCAUGCUCCACUCGCUAGUGAUUGGGAUCACACUCUCGAUCACGUCCGGCUCUGAGUAUACGUCCCUUGUUACCGCGAUUGUAUUCCAUCAGCUCUUUGAAGGACUAUCGCUCGGAAUUCGGAUAGCGACACUACCCGCCGCAGUUGCGAAGAAAAGUAACUUAAGCAUGCUCAAGCCUGCGCUCGCCCUUAUGUUCGCAGUCACAACACCUGUUGGUAUCGCCGUCGGUCUGGGGAUAUUCGAGCCCGGUCGGAGCGAAGGCGCGAAAGUGACUCUCAUGCGCGGGCUCAUGUCUGCACUAUCCGCCGGGAUGCUGAUCUACGCGGCGUGCGUCGAGAUGCUCGCCGGGGACUUUGUGAUGGAUCCCCAUCUGUGGCGGAGCAGCAUCCGUCGACAGGUGUUGGCGCUGGUCAGCUUGUUGUUUGGUGUCGCUACUAUGGGUGCCGUAGGCAUCCUCGGCGAAUAA
This is a messenger RNA of Fibroporia radiculosa, 1749 nucleotides long. RefSeq lists its product as uncharacterized. The coding region runs from base 1 to 1749 and encodes 582 amino acids. The record is from RefSeq and is a predicted model, not a curated record. Gene Ontology annotation, biological process: zinc ion transmembrane transport. The transcript has 9 exons. Gene Ontology annotation, cellular component: plasma membrane. Gene Ontology annotation, molecular function: zinc ion transmembrane transporter activity. Lineage: Eukaryota; Fungi; Basidiomycota; Agaricomycetes; Polyporales; Fibroporiaceae.